AUGCCUGGGAAGAUUACCUCAAGGGUCGCACCUCGUCAAGAUCUAUGCAUCUUCUGCGCUCUUCGAUUGGGUAGAGCUUCACAAUUCCUUCGCCCUCAUCCCAUCAACCAGAAACGUCCCUAUCGAGCAUCUUCGCAGAUUAGCCAACCCCCAGCCGCUGCAUACGCUAUAGCUCAGGAGGAUCCGGACGAGUCACCGCAAUCCGUUCAACAGCCGUCUCCUCCGCCACUAAAACAAUCUCAGGGCGCAUGGCCUGUAUUUGUUCCAAGAAAACCUAUUGCAAAGGCUAUCGAGCCGGUAACAAGACCACCGGAAGUCAAUUCUGCACCGUCGGCAUAUACAAAUUGGAAAUGCUCAGGAUGUGGUAAUAGUAAUCUUGCACGUCGAGAUGUAUGCGUGAGCUGCCGGACACCAAAGCACAAGCCCCCACGCAGACCACAGCCUGGCCUUUCUUCAGAUGCCUUAUUGGGCGAUGUUCAGCGAUCGCUACCCCGCUUGGACGAGCUUCUGAAUAGAAGGAAAAGUUCUCCACAGGAGUCCAGAGUGGGUGGACAAAGAUAUCCACCCUUGAGCUUCGGCACGUCGAAUCCGGUGUCCGUUCGUGAUCUUGAAUCAAGAGAUCAGACUCAGCAGUCACAACUACAUCAGGUCAAUUCAAUCGAUCGUAGUGGGGGAUCUACAAGAGAGAACGUCACAAGAGCUCGAAAUGCUAAACAGCCAUUCGACUUCGGUAGGUCGAUUUCGAAGACACAACCUCACAUCAAUCCGCCAGAACCAGUACCGAAGCUACCAUCAAAGUGGGGCCAUUCUUUGGGUCGAAGUGAGGGCUCUACACGGGAACAACUCGGUCAGGGUGGGCAGAAACAGCAGGCUUUAGACUUCGGCAGAUCCAGCUCGGAAGCAGAUGGUGAAAGGCCUGUAUGGCGGUUUAAAGCUUUUAAUGGCCCUGGCAGUGUAUCAUCCAGGCAAGAUGAAAAUCUACCAGACCGAGCUCAACCUACAAGCAGGAUAUCACUUAGGCAAGGUGGAGAUCAACCAGGCCGAGACCCCAACAGAAGAAACCAAAGACCAUCUUUUGAAGAAGAUAUGCCCAGAGUCCGAUUCGCCUUUUCUAAGGCCAAAAAUAAUGAACAACGAGCAAGUGGGCCAACGGCAGGCGAGGGUGCGCCCUUCAUUCCUGCAGAGCAGCCAACACGCAUCGCCACCACAGUUGUAGGCGGACCCGUGUCCUCCAUCUCAGCAGUUCACCCUCCCAAGGCUCCACCGGUGCAGGCUACACCCGUGCGGGCUAGACCCAUCUCCAUCGUUGAUACAGGUGACCGAUCUGGAAUAAAUGCUUUGCUGGGUCACGUUGCGGAUACAAGGAAACCACAAUCACGGUUGUCGAGGUCUACGGACGUGGACAUAACAUUCGGUCAAGAAGCCCGAGCACCAAUACCGGAAACCCUUGAUAUGGUAGAUAAUGUCAUACCAAAGUUUUCAAUGGCUGUCACAGACUCUCUCUAUAAUGAGAGUGAGGAAGCUGAAAUUCGGAACAGAAAACAGCGUCAGAAGAGUCGUCUCCAAAAGGAUGAGGAAGAAGGUCGACGAACCAGAGGACGCUUUCAGGUCGAUGCAGAGGAACCCGAGGUCGCACCAUCUAAACUUGAGCCUCAUCUGGAGCGCAAGGGUGCACGCCGAGCCUCUUCUCGACCAAACAGUUAUGAUAUGCUGGAUCACGACGAAGAGCUUCUGUCAGGAGAGCGAGAUCGGAAGAAGAAAAAGGCAAAAGGGAAAGGCAAAGCAGUCAUAUCCGCUCGAACCCCCAUCCAGCUGCCGGAAUUUAUCAGUGUGAAGAAUCUUGCUACCGCCCUGCGAUUGAAGACUGAAGAUUUCAUAAAUCGAAUGGAAGAAAUGGGAUUCGAGAGACCUAGACACGAUCAUGUUCUCGACGCUGAGACGUCAGGAUUGAUUGCCAGCGAAUUCAAUUUUGAGCCAAUCUACGCUCAAGAAGUUCAAGACCUGGUUCCUCGGCCCAUGCCGGAAGAUGUUUCCUCCCUCCCGCAACGACCGCCCAUCGUCACGAUCAUGGGACACGUCGAUCACGGCAAAACUACUAUUCUAGACUGGCUUCGAAAAUCGUCCGUUGUCGAAUCGGAGCACGGUGGCAUCACCCAACAUAUCGGAGCAUUCUCCGUGACCAUGCCUGGUGGUAAACAGAUCACAUUUCUCGACACCCCUGGACACGCAGCUUUCCUUGAAAUGCGACGCCGAGGAGCCAAUGUCACCGAUAUCGUGAUUCUUGUUGUUGCAGCGGACGACAGCGUCAAGCCGCAAACAGUAGAAGCUAUCAAGCACGCCACAGAUGCCAAGGUUCCGAUCAUUGUGGCGAUUAACAAGGUGGACAAGGCAGAUGCCAACGUGGACCGAGUCAAGCAAGAUCUUGCGAGACAUGGUGUUACUGUCGAAGACUAUGGUGGCGAUGUUCAAGCUGUGCCUGUCAGUGGCAAAUUUGGCAAAGGAAUGGCAGAGCUCGAAGAAGCUACCGUUACCCUCUCUGAGCUACUUGAUCACCGAGCCGAGGUAGACGGGCCAGUCGAAGGUUGGAUCAUCGAAUCCAAAGUCACUCUGGCUGGUCGGGUGGCAACCGUCCUUGUCCGACGAGGUACUUUACGCGCCGGGAAUAUCAUCGUCGCUGGCACCACCUGGGCGCGGGUGCGGACACUGCGCAACGAUGCCGGUGCGCUCGUCAAUGAAGCACCGCCUGGGACUCCGGUGCAAAUCGAUGGCUGGCGUGCUGAUGAUCCCAUCGCAGGCUGGCAGGUCCUCCAGACGGAGGACGAGGACCAUGCCAAGGAAGUGGUGGAGCUUCGACGAGAACGGGACGAGUACACGAAGCUUGCCGGCGACACCAGCGCCAUCAACGCCAUUCGCAGCGAAGAAGCUGAAGCCCGGGCUACACAAUUGGCGUGGGAAGCUGAGCAGCAGUGGGCAUCUAAACGAGCCAAAUAUAGACCCAAUGACAAUGCUGGUUGGGUGGAAGGCAAGACAUCAAGUGGGCCUAAACAGGUGCAUUUUGUCGUCAAGGCCGACGUAUCUGGCAGCGUCGAGGCUCUGGUCAACUCGAUCAGUGCUAUCGGGAACAACGAGAUUGCAGCAAAUGUCAUCCGAAGUGGUGUGGGUGCGGUCAAUGAAUCAGACGUGAAUCAUCUGGCAUCCUCGGGAGAAGUUGGGUACCUGAUCUCCUUCAAUCAACCUGUUGAUGCUAGCGUGUCGAGGCUGGCGGAGGCUGCAGGCCUAGAAAUCCUGGAUCACAAUAUCAUCUACAAGGUGACCGAUGUUGUCAAGGAGAAGUUGACUGCCGAGCUACCGCCAGCCAUUACUCAAAGGGUGGUUGGAGAAGCGGAAAUAGCCAAAGUCUUCGAGAUCAGCGUCAAGAAAGCGAAGGUCAAGGUUGCGGGGUGUAAGAUCAGCAAUGGUGUUAUCCGUCGCGACAAGAAGAUUCGAGUUCUCAGAGGGAGUCAGGUGGUGUACAAUGGUACGCUCGACUCACUCAAGAACCAGAAGAAAGAUGUCACGGAAAUGCGCAAGGGCUCAGAAUGUGGCAUGGGGUUCGAGAACUGGGGAGAAUUCGAAGAGGGAGAUCAAGUCCAAUGCUAUGAGGAACAAAAGACGGCACGGACACUCUAG
Messenger RNA from Endocarpon pusillum Z07020, 3669 nucleotides. RefSeq lists its product as uncharacterized. NCBI's taxonomy places the organism in Eukaryota, Fungi, Ascomycota, Eurotiomycetes, Verrucariales, Verrucariaceae. The record is from RefSeq and is a predicted model, not a curated record. Bases 1 to 3669 code for a protein of 1222 amino acids. Gene Ontology annotation, biological process: translational initiation. Gene Ontology annotation, molecular function: translation initiation factor activity; GTPase activity; GTP binding. The transcript is spliced from 3 exons.